Molecule: messenger RNA, 4348 nt
Organism: Acinonyx jubatus (cheetah)
Lineage: Eukaryota; Metazoa; Chordata; Mammalia; Carnivora; Felidae
Product: amine sulfotransferase-like
Exons: 7
Coding region: 3331-4278 (315 amino acids)
Biological process (GO): sulfation
Cellular component (GO): cytoplasm
Molecular function (GO): sulfotransferase activity
Source: RefSeq, a predicted model, not a curated record
AAAACUAAAAUCUGGUUCUUUGAAAAGAUUGACCAAAUUGAAAAAAUUUUAGCUAGACUAAGAACAAAAGAGAGAUAACUCAAAUAAAAUUAGAAACGGAAGAGGAGACAUUGCAAGUGAUACUACAGCAAUACAUAGGAGCAUAAGACACUACUAUGAACAAUUGUAUGCCAGCAAAUUACAUAACCUAGAAGAUAGGAUGCAUUUCUAGAAACACAGCCUUAGCAAGACUGAAUCCAGAAGAAAGAGAAAAAUAGACAAAUGAGUAAAUUGGGAGAUUUAUCAGUAAUCAGCCCAACACAACCCCCCAGGAACUGAUGGCUUUACAGGUGAAUUCUACCAAACAUUUAAAGAAACAUCAUUCCUCCACAAACUCUUCCAUAAUACCAAAGUGAAGGGCAUGUUUCUAAACUCGUUCUGUGGGGCCACUGUUACCCUCAUACCCAAACCAGAUAAGAAUACCACAAGAAGAGAAAACUAUAGGCCUAUAUCCCUGAUGCAAAAAUUCUCAACAAAAUAGCAAAUUAAAUUCAAGAACACCUGGACCAAAUUCGAUUUCUCUCUAGUAUGCAAGUUUCCUUUAACACACACACUUCAAUAAAUUUAAUAUAUCAAUAAAAUAAAAGAUAAUACCAUAAUUAUGUCACUAGACACACAAAAAUGCAACUCAUACAGCAUCCUUCAUGUUAUAAAGCCUUAAUAGAUUGAGUAUAGAAGGAAUACACCUCAACAUAGUAUGGACUAUAUAUGACAAGCCACAGCUAAUAUUAUAUUCAAUAGUGAAAAGUUGAAAGCUUUUUCUCUAAGAUAAGGAUCAAGACAUGAAUGCCCACUCUCACCAUUACUGUGGUACUAGAAGUCCUGGCUAGAACCAUUAGGCAAGACAAAGAAAGAAAAGGCAUCCAAAUCAGAAAGGCAAAAGUAAAAUGGUCACUAUGUGCAACUGAUAUGAUUUUAUGUAUAGAAAAUCCUGAAGAGUCAAUCAUAAAACUGUUCAAAUUAAUCAGAGUAACGUUUCAGGAUACAAAAUCUAUAUACAGAAAUCAGUUUCAUUAUUUUACAGUAAUAAUGAAACAUCUGAAAAAAAUAAAAAUAUCUUGUUCAGGGUAGCAUCAAAAAUAAAAACAUAAAAUCUAGAUAAUUUAGCCAGGGAAGUGAAAGACCUGUAUGAUGAAAAGUACAAGACUUUGCUGAAAGAAAUCAAAGAAGGCACAAACAAAUGGAAGUCACCUCAUGAUUGUGGAUUGGAAAAAUUAAUAUCAUAAAAUGCUCAUACCACCCAAAGCAAUCAAGAGAUUGAACUCAAUACUCAUUAAAAUACCAAAAUCAUUCACAAAUACAAAAGAAACAAUCCUAAAAUGUAUGUUUCAGUAGUUUAACUGUGAUAUGUGUGGCUUUUGUCCUAUUCAUGUUUAUCCUACUUGUUUGUCAAGCUUUAUGCAUGUGUAAAUUAAUAUUUUUCCUCAAAUAUGGGAAAUUCUUGACCAUACUUUCUUCAAAGAUUUUUUUCUGUCCUUUCCUUCUGUAUAUGUUCCUCUGUUGGAUAUGUUCUACAGGUCUCUGAGGUUAUGUUCACUUUUAUUCAUUUUUGGUGUUUCUGUUCUUUUUAUUCUUUGUAAUUCUCUUCACUACUGAUCUGUCUUCAUGUUCCAUGAUUCUUUCUUCUGUCGGAUCAAACUUGUUGAGAUCUAAGGACUCAAUAAAUGAACAUUGUUUUAUAGCUGUUAUUUUAUUUUUUUGCCAAGUCCAGCAUCUGGGUCCAUUCAGAGAUAGUUUUUACUAAUUGCCCUUUAUUCCCCUGAAUAUGUGUUACACUUUCUUGUUUUUUGACAUAUGGUACUUUUGUCAGAAACUGGAUAUUUUAGGUAAUAUACAUUCUCUAGAUUCCAAUCUUGUCCUAGAAGUGGUUGUUCUGCCUUUUUUUAGUGCCUGCCUUUUUUAGUGAUUUACUAGAACUAAUUAUGGAGUCUAUCCCCAACAGCAUACACACUUUCAUAUCACUACUCAAAUUUUUUAAAUUUUUGUGUUAUAGUUAAGACAAGGCCAAUAGAGCUUAGUAGUCAGGAAAUAUUAGGUCAGAGGUUGUGCUUAAACUCAAAACUGGGUAAUUUUCCCACUUUUCAGCCUUACAAGUUUGGCAAAGAACUAAAAUUUUCGAGAAUCAUAAGAAUCAGGGACCCCUGGGUGGCUGAGUUGCCUAAGUGUCCGACUUCGGCUCAGGUCAUGAUCUCACAGUCCGUGAGUUCGAGCCCGCGUUGGGCUCUGUGCUGACAGCUCAGAGCCUGGAGCCUGCUUCGGAUUCUGUGUCUGCCUCUCUCUCUGCCCCUCCUCUGCUCGCACUCUGUCUCUCUCUCAAAAGUAAAAUAAAAACAUAAAAAAAAAAUAAAAAAAAAAGAAUCGUAAGGAUCAGUUUGCUUUUCUCAAGUUUUUUAUUUUAGUGAAUCACAAUUAUUCCUUUCUAGCAAUUAACAACUUUGGCUUCAGGAAUGUGUUAUGUUUUAAUUUAGGAAAUACUGUGAGAAAAAGUUUGUCUUCAUAAUUACAGGGUCCAAUUUCUGUCACAUUAAAGACUUCUUUGUUUUUAAUUUAAAUUUUAGCUAGUUAACGUAAAGUGCAAUAUUGGUUUCAGGAGUAGAAUUCAGCGAUUCAUCCCCUUACAUACAACACCCAGUGCUCAUCAUAACAAGUGCCCUCCUUAAUACCCAUCAUUCAUAUAUCCCAUCUCCCACCCUUCUCCCUCCAUCCAUCUUAGUUUCUUCUCUAUUGUUGAAUCUCUAUGGUUUAAACAUUUUUUUAACAGUAAUGAUUACUCCAAUAAAAGGGAUUAAAUCGUUUCUUUGGAUCAAAGUUUUAUUUAAUGAAACGUGACAAUAGGACAGAUGAAACCAUGAAUUCCAAAGUUACUGAGAGUAGUUCUAAAUAAGAAACACAAUCUACUUUUCCCAAAUAAGGGUGAGAGGAUAUGUAUUAGGAAGGACUUGAGUCCAGUUCCAAAUCAGAUAGUGUGCAUGCAGUAACAUCAACAGAUGCCAAAGUUUGGUGAUUUAUCUUAGUAUAAAUGAGGAAUUGUUUGUUAUUCAGGAAGCACUAACAACAGAAGAGAAGCAGCAUCUAAGGUCAAUAACCCAAGUAUAUAUAGAGGGAGUUUGAAUAAAUCUUAGGUGUUUAUCCAGAGGCAGUUUGAAUAAACCUUAGAUGUUUAUCGUUUAGGACCAUUCUGUUCAGAAGACAAACUGGAUAGAGUGUGGAACCCCUGAAAAAGAGGACACAAAACAGUACCUGAACAGCCAACCCCAGGACCUGUCAUUCCCUCUGUGAUACCACAUCCCUAUGUGGUAUGAAGACCUCACCACUCACUCAACAGUUACAAAACUGAGGGGAAUAAUGGCAGGUAACAGAAAUAUGGAAGAUGCAGACUCAUUUUUAUUCAAAUUUAAAGGAUAUCAUUUUGGUCGUGAAGAACUUGAUAUUGGCUUUAUAGAAAAUUUAGAUGAUUUUGUAAUCAGAGAAAGCGAUGUCUUCAUUAUUACAUACCCCAAAUCUGGAACCAGCUGGUUUCAGCAGUUAUUAAGCUUGAUUUAUUUUGAAGAACAACGCAAAGGCAUUGGGAAUCUGGAAACAGUUGAUCUAGUCCCCUUCUUCGAGUACAACUUUCGAAAAAUGGAUUUUGUUGAAAGACCAUCUCCUCGUCUCUUUGCUACCCACCUCCCAUACUACUUGGUUCCAAGGGGGCUGAAGAACAAAAAAGCAAAGAUUAUUUACAUAUACAGAAACCCUAAGGACGUUAUGUGCUCAUAUUUCCACUUUUCAAAGAAUGUGACAUUGCAAGUUACAAGUUCCUUUGAGGAAUUUAUGGAACAAUUUCUAGAAGGAAAAGUGUUGGGAAGCCUUUGGUUUGACCACAUCAAAGGUUGGUAUGAGCACAAAAGCCUCUUCAACAUUCAGUUCUUGAUGUAUGAGGAGAUGAAGAAGGAUCUCAAAGGUUCUCUGUCAAAAGUCUGCAAGUUUUUGGGGAAAGAGCUGAGUGAGGAGGAAAUGGAUUCCAUUGUGAGACAGGCCACAUUUCAGAACAUGAAAUAUGACCCACGGGCAAAUUACAAGAAUAUAAUAAAGACCCGAUAUGGGUUAGAAGCUAAAGGUCAUUUCCUUCGCAAAGGUACCAUUGGAGACUGGAAAAAUCACAUGACUGUUGAGCAGAAUGAAAGGUUUGACAAGAUUUUCCAAAGGAAAAUGAAAGAUUUUCCCUUGAAGUUCAUCUGGGAUAUGAAUGAAGAAUAGAAUUUUAAGCAAUGCAAACUAUUUUAAGAAAGCACUUUCAGAAAUAAAUAUAUUGAAGUGUAUAAUUUCA